GUACUUCCUUCUUGCUCGCACCAAUCCUGAUCCCAAAUGUCCUACUAGCAAAGCUUUCACUGGUUUCAUUGUGGAUGCAGAUACUCCAGGGAUCCAGAUCGGGAGGAAGGAGAUGAAUAUGGGACAGAGGUGCUCUGACACCAGAGGCAUUACGUUUGAAGAUGUCAGGAUACCCAAAGAGAACGUCUUGAUCGCAGAGGGAGCAGGAUUCAAAAUUGCUAUGGGUGCCUUCGACAACACCAGGCCACCAGUAAGUGCUGAAGCUCAGACCUCGAUAAACCAGAUGGAA
Cyprinodon variegatus (sheepshead minnow) is the source of this 289-nucleotide messenger RNA. Its product is annotated as medium-chain specific acyl-CoA dehydrogenase, mitochondrial-like. Gene Ontology annotation, molecular function: medium-chain fatty acyl-CoA dehydrogenase activity. The annotation marks the transcript as partial. The record is from RefSeq and is a predicted model, not a curated record. NCBI's taxonomy places the organism in Eukaryota, Metazoa, Chordata, Actinopteri, Cyprinodontiformes, Cyprinodontidae. Gene Ontology annotation, biological process: medium-chain fatty acid catabolic process; fatty acid beta-oxidation. Gene Ontology annotation, cellular component: mitochondrion. The transcript has 2 exons.